Messenger RNA from Musa acuminata AAA Group (dessert banana), 1832 nucleotides. RefSeq names its product BTB/POZ domain and ankyrin repeat-containing protein NPR5-like. Gene Ontology annotation, biological process: plant organ development; regulation of DNA-templated transcription; induced systemic resistance, jasmonic acid mediated signaling pathway. NCBI's taxonomy places the organism in Eukaryota, Viridiplantae, Streptophyta, Magnoliopsida, Zingiberales, Musaceae. Gene Ontology annotation, molecular function: protein binding; transcription cis-regulatory region binding. Gene Ontology annotation, cellular component: nucleus. The transcript has 3 exons. The record is from RefSeq and is a predicted model, not a curated record. Bases 191 to 1585 code for a protein of 464 amino acids.
GCUCUAUCUUUCUGUCACACAUAGACACACCACAAGUAAUUCCUUCCUCUCUCUCUCACUCUCUCUCUCUCUCUCUCUCUCUCUCUCUCUCUCCAAGACAAGAACAACUCAAGCCAUCACAAGCACACAGAAAGGAGAGAUCGGUAGACACCGAAGAGGAAGAGUACAGGAGGGAAGGGAGGUGGUGAUCAUGGAGGAGACCCUCAAGUCCCUCUCCUUAGACUACCUCAACCUCCUCAUCAAUGGCCAGGCCUUCAGCGACGUCACCUUCAGCGUCGAGGGCCGCCUCGUCCACGCCCACCGCUGCGUCCUCGCGGCCCGCAGCCUCUUCUUCCGCAGGUUCUUCUGUGGCUCUGACCCCUCUUCGCAGAGGAGGCCUGGCGGGGCCGCCGUCAUCCCGGUGAAUUCGGUCACCUACGAGGUGUUCCUGCUGAUCCUGCAGUUCCUGUACAGCGGGCAGACGGCCGUGGUGCCGCAGAAGCACGAGCUCCGCCCCGGCUGCGGCGAGCGAGGCUGCUGGCACACCCACUGCACCGCCGCGGUCGACCUCGCCCUCGACACCCUGGCCGCCGCUCGCUCCUUCGGCGUGAAGCAGCUGGAGCAGAUCACCGAGAAGCAAUUAGGUAGCAUGGUGGAGAAGGCGUCGAUCGAGGACGUGAUGAGGGUCCUGAUGGCGGCGUGGGAGCAGGACAUGCAGCAGCUGUGGACCACCUGCUCGCUCCUCGUCGCCAAGUCGGGCCUCCCGGCGGAGUUGCUCGCGAAGCACCUCCCGUUCGACGUGGUCGCCAGGAUCGAAGAGCUUCGUCUCAGGUCCUCCCUCGCUCGCCGGCCCUCCUUCCUCGCGUGCCACCACUACACCCACCCGAUCGACGUCGCCAUCUCAUCUGCUGACAUCGAGGACCACCACCAGAAGAUCCGCCGCAUGCGUCGCGCGCUCGACUCCUCCGACGUCGAACUGGUCAAGCUGAUGGUCAUGGGGGAGGGGCUGAACCUUGACGACGCGCUCGCGCUCCACUACGCCGUCGAGAACUGCAGCCGCGAGGUCGUCAAGGCUCUACUCGAGCUCGGUGCGGCCGACGUCAAUUGCCUGGCGGGUGCCGCCGGGAAGACGCCGCUCCACAUCGCUGCCGAGAUGGUGUGCCCCGACAUGGUGGCCGUCCUUCUCGACCACCAUGCCGACCCCAACAUUCGCACCACGGACGGCGUCGCCCCGCUCGACAUACUUCGCACCAUGACCUCCAACUUCCUCUUCAAGGGUACGCUGCCGGGGCUGUCGCACGUCGAACCCAACAAACUCCGGCUGUGUCUCGAGCUAGUCCAGUCUGCUGCAUUGGUCAUGUCUCGCGACGACGCUAACUAUGGUGCCGGAACCAACCCAAGCACGGCCAUCUACCCACGGACGAACCCGGAAACAGGUGCUUGCAACGCAACUCCCUCGAGCUCGAGCAUGAUCAACCUCAGCCUGGAUUCAAGAAUGGUGUAUCUGAAUCUUGGCAUGGCAGAGCAAUUCGGAUGCAAGAUGGAUGAUAAUGGUGGGGACGAAAGAAGCCCAUCAUCCUUGUAUCCCUCCCAUGGCUUCCCAUGACUACAGCUAUGUAAGAUCUGAAAGACCACCUACUUCUCUCUGGUUACUAUCGACAACACAUCGGUCACAUCAUUCUCCAAGAGAGAGAGAGUGUGUGUGUGUGUGUCUGUGUGAGUCAGAAUGCACAGAAGCAAUGGAGUUCAGUAAGCGAUGAUACUGUUGUAUCCAUUUGCAAAGGCUCUUGUUGUUUUUGGAGGAAUAGGAAGAAGGGACAUGUGCAGCUGCAUCCUCUUCACCAUUGUUUCUA